Stylonychia lemnae is the source of this 645-nucleotide messenger RNA. NCBI's taxonomy places the organism in Eukaryota, Ciliophora, Spirotrichea, Sporadotrichida, Oxytrichidae. The record is from the annotation of a GenBank genome assembly.
AUGGCAUUGAAACUUUAUUAUUUCGACUACUCAGGAAGAGCAGAGUCUAUGAGGAUGCUUUUGAAUCACGCUAAGGUUGAAUUCGAAGAUAUUAGGAUUAAAAAAGAUGAUUGGCCUGCCUUUUAACUGAACGAUAACCCUAGCCUAGAAUUUAAGUAGAUACCUGUUCUUCAAAUUGAUAAUGGCAAAGUGCUAAGCUAGUCGAAGGCAAUUUUAAGAUAUCUUGGUAAUGAAUAUGGAUAUUACCCCAAGGAUCCUUAUGAAGCAUACCUAGUAGACUCUUUUAUUGAUGGUUUAAGUGACAUGAUAUAGGGCAUGGUUGCUUCAAAAUUCGAGCCUAAUCAAGAAAAAAGUAAAGCUAUGGUUCUUGAUUGGCUUAAAAAUGAUUACCCUAGAUUUUUAUCUAUUUAUGAAAAAAGAUUUGAAUCAUAAGGGGAUUCUAAGUAUGCUGUUGGAAACACUUUGACUAUUGCAGAUUUCUCAUUUUGUGCUUUGAUAUUUAGCACAAUACUUAAUGAGUAAUCUAGUGUUAGUGCAUUCCUAAGAGGACCAUUUGAAUAAAAUCCUAGAUUGAAUGCAUAUGCUGCUGAAAUGAGGGAAUUCUUUAAAGAGUAUCUUGAAUUAAAACCUAAGGAAAGUAUAUGA